This is a messenger RNA of Rhagoletis pomonella (apple maggot), 2846 nucleotides long. RefSeq names its product cell surface glycoprotein 1. The transcript is spliced from 2 exons. The record is from RefSeq and is a predicted model, not a curated record. Bases 1245 to 2798 code for a protein of 517 amino acids. Lineage: Eukaryota; Metazoa; Arthropoda; Insecta; Diptera; Tephritidae.
AACCCUUUUCGAAAUCUUGUUAAGCUUUUUCGAUAAGGCCUACUUAUUUACUUACGUUACCAUUUUUUUGAGAACCAGAACUGGACUCAACAGAACCGGUUCUUUAAAUACUCGGAACCGCACAUCACUAAAUAGUACUAGUGGCCACCUGUGAGGCUACUUUAGAAACAAAAUUAAACAUUUUUUUGGAGCCUUCGUCUGUUGCAAUUCCCUAGAGAAUAUUUCUUUAGUUUGAUAGUUCUACUUUUCUUGAUUAUUAACGUAGCAUCGCUGUGGUACGUGCGGAGAACUGUAUGCCUGCUUAACUGCCCCAGAGUUGGAACAUUUUAGUAUUCUUUGGAGCUCCGAACUCGUCUUUCAUAACAUAAAUCAGUGUGCGCUAGACUGUCUGUCUUUCUUCACUCACAUCACCUCAGGGGGUGAGUGGGCGGCAUGCAGCAGCUGGUAAGAAGACCACGGAUUGGACGAAACUUGACCGGAGGGUUGGGGAGAUGUCUUCUCCUAAGAGGUAUGCAUCCGGCUCUAGGACGGUUAGGAAGUUUAUCCUCGCAGAGGUCUCGAGGAACAAAACAGAAAGCUAGGGCUAGGUAUAUCGAAUGCUGUCAGGGAAUCUUCUUAAGCUACAUUUCAACUUCAAUGUUUCUGAAAAAUGAAAAUAAAGCUCUCACCGAUGCAUGUGCAUCACUAAUAUAAAUAAAUACCUACGGAUUUACCAACUCAUCCGCACGAUUUAACCAUACACUCCACUGCCGUGGCGCAUCUGAACCAAACGCUGCAUUCCUUUAGUACAUAUUUAUAUGUAUUUAUUAUGUGAUGAAACUCAGCGCGAUUUUAUUGCUGCUGUUUGCUUGGCUACUGAAAAACGUGUUGCGCAUGCGCAAAGCUGCUCUCAAGGCGUCAAGUUAGUGCAAUAUGCAGAGCGCUAACUGGCAAAGUGUAUUUGUUUUCGCAUAAACAUACAUAGUACAUACUACUAGGUACAUAUUCAUUGCGUUAAGGUACUAUGUAUGUAGAUAGGCAGUGAAUAAUUGCGCAUGCGCGCGCAUUUACAAAGAAAUCAUUGAGACGAUCAUAUUUAUCAGCGGCCACCAAUUUUUUUCUGUUUUCUGUUUAUGUACUUCUCUCACCUUGGUUAAAGUGGACGGCAUCGCCGACGACGAUCGUGCAUUUUGGGUCAGCCACCAUGCGCACAGCCAUCCAAACACUUGCUCUCAUGGGCCUACUCAGACGUACGAGUACUAUGUAUGUAUGUAUGUAUAUGCAGUUGUGAUGGCACUGGCGAUAGAUGGAUGACUUGCUACUGGCCAUCAGCAAUCUACCACCAUCAGCCCAUCAACAAUCGACGGAUAUUGAUCGCGUGUAUUUAUGGUGAUUUUUCGAUUGCAGAUUUUUUUGCCAAUCGCGCAUGCGUGCGUGCAGCGAUUGCUGCUGAAACAUUCUCUGAGAUUGAUGCCGAUGGUAAUGAAAUCGAAGUUAAGCGCUUCUACAUAGAGGGACGUCAAUUAAACGGUGGUCGUCGGCAAUGCGUGGAGCGACGUCGACGCAAACGCUCUUUCAACUAUGGCCAAACAGAAGAAAACGAUGGCAUUGAGACAGCUUCCUACACCUUGCCAUCGGGAAUAGACACCGCUGUCUCCAUUGAUGAAGAUAACGAUAUCAAGCCUGACGAACCCAUUGCUGUUGUUGGAGUACCCAUUGGUAAUGACAAAAAUACUAGACAACAGACGAAGCCCGUACAGAAUGUCAUUCCGACUGAAGAUGAGGAAAGCGAAGAAGAAGCCGUGCUCAGUUUGCCUGUUGUAGCACAAUUUACACACGCAAAUGGCGCUCAAUCAGCAGUGGGCGCCGCUUCUACUGGUGACAAUGGUAUCCUCAUUGUACAUGCGAACACUCCGCCUAAGGUUAAUCCCCAGACACAUGCGGUGUUUGAAUUGAGGCCCGUUGAGAAUGAUUACAUCGAUGGUGGAGAACUUACCGACGACGCAGACGAUGACUAUGAUGAGCUACUUUAUGAGGAAGAAGUUAGUCCAAUAAGCACCACAGGCAUUUGGUCAACUGGAGAUGAUAAUGCGCUACCUUAUAGCGGUGGUGAUAUUAACUACCCAGACGCUUUUGACGAGGGUGAGGUGGAAGGUGAUGGUGAGGAAUCUGCACCUGAGCCCCAAGAGCAGCCUGAGACGGAAGCUGAGCCCGCACCUGCACCCGAACCUGCUCCUGAACCUGCACCAGAACCUGAGCCGGAACCUGAAUCAGGUGCUGAAGCUGCGGCAAAACCAAAACCUAAGCCUUCUAAGAGACCAUCGAAAAGACCUUCAAAAAGGCCUUCGAAGAGACCAUCGAAAAGACCUUCAAAAAGGCCGUCGAAGAGACCAUCGAAAAGACCUUCAAAAAGGCCAUCGAAGAGACCAUCGAAAAGACCUUCAAAACAGCCAUCGAAAAGACCAUCUCAAAGGCCUUCUCAACAACGUCCCAACCAGAGACCUCUUCGACCUUCAAGUCAAAAUACUUCUCUUCGUCGCCGGAAGCAAAAUCUAAAGAAUCGCGAUAUAAAAGAAAAUCAGAUGGAUAACUUACAUAAUGUUGACAAAGGAACAAAUAGUUUUGAAGAAACCGAAACCUAUACCCGUACAGGCACACCUAACGAUGACAGAGAUGUCAAUUGCAUCAUCAUACACCAAAAAACUACGCCGCGACCAUUCUGGGGUCUGCUCGGGCGAAGUGCCGACGGUGAAGAAGAAGCCCCAAAGGAAAGCCCCUAUGGCAGGAGGAAGCGCAUUAACUUUAGUAUACCAGCUUAAGUUUUGAUGUUUGCAGUAUUUAAAUUUCAUCGCUAUAAUUAAUUUAUA